AUAAAAUCCCACACUCCCUCUUUCCUUCCACACACAACAUAUCUUCUCUUGUUCUUCCUCUUGUGAGAAAACAAAACACACUGAGAGACAAACAAGGUUUCUCUCUUUUGAGGAAAUUUCUUCACUAUGGAGGCACCAUCUCCAACCAAACCCAUUGACCCAACAAAGCCUUCCAUCACCACCCUCAGUGUGGAGGCCAGCCAGGCUGAGCCGAGCCCACUCCGAAAAAUGUUUGCUGUGGCGUCCAUAGCCGCGGGCAUACAGUUCGGGUGGGCUCUUCAGCUUUCUCUGCUCACCCCUUACGUUCAGCUCUUAGGAGUUCCACACGCCGCAGCCUCCUUCAUCUGGCUCUGCGGUCCCAUAUCCGGACUUGUGGUGCAGCCCAUUGUGGGGUACUACAGCGACAAAAGCACUUCUCGCUUCGGUCGCAGACGCCCCUUUAUUCUCGGAGGUGCAGUGGCUGUCGCCAUAGCUGUAUUUCUUAUCGGUUAUGCAGCCGAUAUAGGGUACUCAGCUGGCGACGACAUAACCAAAAAAACCCGUCCUCGGGCCGUUGGGGUGUUCGUCAUAGGAUUUUGGAUCCUAGAUGUUGCAAACAACAUGUUACAAGGUCCUUGCCGUGCCUUUCUGGCUGACUUAGCGGCUGGGGACCAGAGAAAAACCAGAAUAGCAAAUGGGUUUUUCUCGUUCUUCAUGGCCGUCGGCAACGUGUUGGGAUACGCAGCGGGGUCUUAUAGUUCUCUGCACAAGAUUUUUCCCUUCACGCAGACCAAGGCGUGCGAUGUUUUCUGCGCCAAUCUGAAAAGCUGUUUCUUUUUCUCGAUCUUGUUGCUGCUGUUCUUGGCCACGGUAGCUCUCAUUUACGUAAAGGACAAGCCCGUACCGCCACGGGCGGUGCAAGAGGACGUGCAGCCCUCGUGUUUCUUUCAGCUCUUCGGGGCGUUGAAGGAGCUGAAAAGACCCAUGUGGAUGCUCAUGUUGGUCACAGCUAUCAACUGGGUCGGGUGGUUCCCCUACUUCCUGUUCGACACUGACUGGAUGGGUCGCGAGGUGUACGGCGGAACGGCUGGAGAGGACGCGUACGCGAAGGGGGUGCGCGUGGGGUCUCUGGGACUCAUGGUAAACGCCGUCGUUUUGGGGUUCAUGUCGCUGGCGGUUGAACCGUUGGGGCGCAUGGUUGGGGGAGUGAAGAGGCUGUGGGGCAUCGUGAACUUCAUUCUCGCGAUUGGGUUCGGGAUGACCAUCGUCAUAACCAAGGUGGCGGAGCACGAGCGCCACAUGAACCCCGCCGCAGUGGGCCACCCCUCCACCGGCGUCACAGUUGGGUCCAUGGUUUUCUUCGCCGUUCUCGGAGUACCCCUUGCGGUAACGUUUUCUCUCUGUUCUCGACGUGUUUUAAACGACUGCGUUUGGUUUACUGAUUUUGGGUUACAAAUUUACAAACUUUAACGUUUCUUUCUAAAUCGAUUAAAUCAUCAACCCAUCAUUUCGGUAAUUAAAUUAUUCAU
Vigna umbellata (rice bean) is the source of this 1508-nucleotide messenger RNA. The record is from RefSeq and is a predicted model, not a curated record. NCBI's taxonomy places the organism in Eukaryota, Viridiplantae, Streptophyta, Magnoliopsida, Fabales, Fabaceae.